Messenger RNA from Colletotrichum gloeosporioides, 2340 nucleotides. RefSeq names its product Heterokaryon incompatibility protein 6. Bases 1 to 2340 code for a protein of 779 amino acids. Lineage: Eukaryota; Fungi; Ascomycota; Sordariomycetes; Glomerellales; Glomerellaceae. The transcript has a single exon. The record is from RefSeq and is a predicted model, not a curated record.
AUGUCAGCCACCACAUACCUCGAAGGGCUACGCGGCCAGGAGAUCCGUCUGCUUCGUCUUCUGCCUGGCGAGUGGCUCGAAGACCUCGCUGCCGAAUUGUAUGUUGCUGACCGAAAUGAAAAGUAUGUUGCGUUGUCCUACGCUUGGGGUAGCAGCCGAAGGUCGAACAAGAUUAUUGUCAACAGUCAUGUCCACUUCAUCACCUUCAACCUCGACCGGGCGCUGAGGGCCAUUCGCCGAACCAUAGAAUCCAUCGUCAUCUGGGUGGAUUCCGUGUGCAUCAACCAGGAAGAUGCUGUCGAAAAGAGCCACCAAGUCGGAUUAAUGCACGACAUCUUCAGUUCCGCCACCGAGGUUAUUGCCUACGUGGGCGAUGGCUUGGAUCGCAGUCGUCAAGAUUACCCUCGCCGUUUCGCAAGACUUGGACUGGCCGAUCCGGUGCUUUUCACUGGCAAACGGACGGACUUGCCUCUUAUCGAGAUAUCGAUCAGUCUUUGGCAGAAAUCGACGUUAGGGUCGUUAACAGAGCAUGAGGAGAUGCUAUGUCUUUACAGUUUUAUUUCGGCGCCACUGCAUGCGAGCUCGACGCAAGCACAGCAGUGGAUGUUUGACGAGGGAAAACCGACUGAUGAACGGCGUCUGCGAAUCAUGUUGGAGAGAAUCCGGCUUUUCGCCGUCAGCGACUGGUGGAAUCGCAUGUGGAUUAUUCAGGAAGCCUGUGUUGCUAGAGAGCUAACCAUCAUGUAUGGUCGCGUUUCGAUGCCGUUCAGAUUCAUUGGACACGGCGUCAACGCUGUUUUGAGCUCUGCUGUACCGGAUUCCACUGGGUUGGCCAGAGUGUUGUCCUUCUUGGCCGAAAAGGCCAAUGCAAUCGACUACCUACGAAUGAUGAGAUCAUUCAGAUCACUACCCUUCGGAAACAACAGUCCGCUCCUCUGGUUACUAAGAAAUUGCCGGAACAGGCGAUCAUCCGAACCCCGCGACAAGAUAUUCGCCCUGCUUCGACUUGCGCUUGACUUCGUGAAGAAAGCAGUCUCAAUCAUUAGUACUGACUACAACGUCAGCGUACACACGCUCUUUGCACGCGUGGCCUACGGAAUCAUCAAGCAAACUGGUCUUCUGUGGGUUACAACAUUUGACCUCCUUGCGAAGACCCGGAACGAUGUGCCUUCAUGGGUCCCUGACUGGUCAUCGGACUAUGCGGUUCCCGGCUGGAAUCAACAUCGCGUGCGCCUCCACGGAGACCUUUUCCAGAUGUUUAACGCCAGUCGUGCUAGGUUCUUACACUACAAGCAGGACGGCUCAGAAGAUAUCUAUGUCUUACCACAGCAGCAUUUUCGACGCUUGGCUGACAGGGACCUUGUUGUUGGUGCCGACUGGCAGCCAGUUCAUCACCUACCCGCUCAGGUAGCUCCAGUACAUCCCGAACCACAACAGUCAUUUGUUUUGAGCGUCUCCGGGGCGCCGUGUGGAGAGAUUCUAGGCGCCACUGAUCCUUUGGCGAGCGAUCUCGCCAAUCUCGAGGAGAUCCUCUAUCAAAUCAUCACAAUAUGCCGGCUUUUCAAGAAUGAAAGUCAGCUUCAAUAUCGCAAGCCCUUCGUGGCGAUCAUUUCGCGUAUUCUUUGCUUUUCGGCGAGACUCCAAGGAGUUCCCGGGAUCUAUAAAUCACCACGUUGGCUUAGCAGCGCAGAAGAGCAGCAGUUGUCUUACUGGAUGUUGGUCCGUUUUCUGGCGUCACCCUUUGCGAACUACUGGCCGCGCAAGGAAUCCUAUAGCGAAAACGAUAUCUUGGUCUGGAACAAUCACCUCCAGGAGGGUGUAGAACGCAGCUUGCGCAUCAGCGAGGCUGCGGGCGAUCCACCACUCUUUUGGACGAUCUCGUCUCAAGCACAGAAUCCCGCCAGCGACGACGAUCUAAGCCUUCCGCUCUUCACAUUUACCAGCGAUUUCAAUGUCAGAACCGAGAAUGGGGAUGUCAAAUCGACGAGGGUAUGGCCGGAAGACGAAAGCUGGGUGGAAGAAACAAUCAGAGCUGUGGCCAGCGGCAGUCGACUUUUCCUGACCUCCAAAGGCCAGCUUGGCUUGGGGCCAGAAAAGAUGCACCCAGGAGACGCCCUCUGCGUCCUCGAGGGCGGUCUGAUGCCUCAUGUCUUGCGAAAACGACCGCAGAAACACGGGAUGACUAUGGUAGGAACAUGCUACGUUGAGGGGCUCAUGCAUUGGGGAAGUGAGGCGGGAAACUAUGCAGAUAACGCGAGGGAUACUGAAGGCCUGGAACACAAGCUGAGGCGACGAUUGCGGGAUCGUAGUAUUUCGCAGGAAGAUUUCCUGCUUUACUGA